ACUCAAGUGUUUCCUUUAUUUUGCCAGAACCUGUACAUUGUACUUGAAGAUCUUCGAGUUGUACAAAUACAGUGAGCUCCAAAAGUAUUGGGACAGUGACAACUUGUUUUGUUUGUUUUGGCUCUGUACUCCAGCUCUUUGGAUGAAAUGAUAAUGACCAUGGAGGAUAAAGUGCAGACUCAGCUUCAGUUGAAGAAUGCGAUCCUGGCUCAUGUGGGCUAAGCCCACCCUUCUGUCUCAGUGGGGACCCCCAAGCUGGGUAUAUAACUCUUCUAGAGAUGGUCCUCUCUCAGCCUCCACCUCGACACACACACACUCUCGCUUACACACUCCCCCGUCCAGGACAAUGGCCCCCAAGAAGCCCGAGCCGAAGAAGGAGGCGGCAAAAUUGAACCCACCAGCUUUGGAGCCAGAGGAGCCCAGGGAGCCCGAAUUUGACCCCAAAAGCAUUGCGAUUGAGUUUACUGCAGACCAAAUUGACGAGUUCAACGGGGCCUUCAUGUUUUUCGACAGGACCCCCAAAAGCGAGAUGAAGAUAUCUUACGCCCAGUGUGGUGACGUGAUGAGGGCUCUGGGCCAGAACCCCUCCAUCAAAGAGGUCAUGAGAGUUCUAGGGAAACCCAAGAGCAAAAAAAGAAGAUGAAAGAGAAGGAGGUCGAGGAAGUGAUGGAAGGACAAGAGGACGGCAAUGGCUGCAUUAACUACGAAGAAUUCAAGAUGUCGCUGACCUGAAUCUUUCUUUUGUUCCUCUCCCCUUUUGUUCAAAUCUUUGUCCUCAAUGUGUGUUACUCAUUCUGUCUAUGUGUGUGUGAGCGGAUGUGUGUGUCACAACGUUUUUGACAAUGAAAAUAAAUGUUCAGGGUCAAACAUCUAGGUCCAAAGCAAUGUUAAUCUUUAUUUCCAUGGUGUGGUUGAGUGACUGUUGCAAAGUGACAAUAUUGAGAGAUGGUAACUAUGUCCUAUAUGGUGUGCACUUCCUCUGAAAUAGGAGUGCGGUGUAAUCCCUAAAGUGGGGGAGAUCCUCUCCUUCUUUGGUGGUCCCAUUGAAAUCCAUUACGUAAUGGGUCUCUAGUGCAUUCUUAGGUUUCACAUGUCAAA
This is a messenger RNA of Oncorhynchus tshawytscha (Chinook salmon), 1098 nucleotides long. RefSeq names its product myosin light chain 4-like. Gene Ontology annotation, cellular component: myosin II complex. The record is from RefSeq and is a predicted model, not a curated record. Lineage: Eukaryota; Metazoa; Chordata; Actinopteri; Salmoniformes; Salmonidae. The transcript has 6 exons. Bases 197 to 643 code for a protein of 148 amino acids.